Messenger RNA from Quercus robur (English oak), 2337 nucleotides. Its product is annotated as acetolactate synthase 3, chloroplastic. Bases 112 to 2151 code for a protein of 679 amino acids. The transcript has a single exon. Gene Ontology annotation, biological process: L-valine biosynthetic process. Gene Ontology annotation, molecular function: flavin adenine dinucleotide binding; thiamine pyrophosphate binding; magnesium ion binding. NCBI's taxonomy places the organism in Eukaryota, Viridiplantae, Streptophyta, Magnoliopsida, Fagales, Fagaceae. Gene Ontology annotation, cellular component: acetolactate synthase complex. The record is from RefSeq and is a predicted model, not a curated record.
CUCGUUAAUAUUUAGCGCCAGCCAGCCACAUCCUCUCUCUCUCUCUCUCUCUUUUUAUUUUGCUGCAUCCCCAUCUCUGUUCUCAAACGAGUUUUUUCCAAACAGUCGGAAAUGGCGGCUGCCACCACCUCCACCUCCACCGCCACCAAUUUUCCUAACUGUAAGCUUUAUUCUUCUUCUUUGUCAUCCAAAUCUCUCAUUUCCGGAUUCACUCUCCCCUUUUCCCACAUUCCCCACAAACCCAUUCGCACCCUCCACAUCUCCAACUCCCUCCCUCGCCCAAAAUCAACCGCCACAACAACGAACUCAGCUGCCCCAGCCGCCACAACUCCUCAAAUACCCAAACUGCCCUCCAAGCAGAAGCAUCAACAAGAAGAAGCAGGAAAACAACAGCCCUUUGUUUCCAGAUUUGCUCCUGACCAGCCUCGCAAGGGCGCCGACGUCCUCGUCGAGGCCCUCGAGCGCCAAGGGGUGAGGGACGUUUUCGCCUACCCCGGCGGCGCGUCGCUGGAGAUCCACCAGGCCCUCACGCGCUCCAGUUCAAUCCGCAACGUCCUCCCUCGCCACGAGCAAGGCGGCGUCUUCGCCGCCGAGGGCUACGCGCGCUCCUCUGGCCUCCCCGGCGUCUGCAUAGCCACCUCCGGCCCCGGCGCCACCAAUCUCGUGAGUGGCCUCGCCGACGCGCUCCUUGAUAGCGUCCCCAUUGUCGCGAUCACCGGCCAGGUCCCCCGCCGAAUGAUUGGCACAGACGCAUUUCAAGAAACCCCCAUUGUGGAGGUCACGCGCUCCAUCACCAAGCACAAUUACCUCGUGCUCGAUGUGGAGGACAUUCCUCGGAUUGUCGAAGAAGCUUUCUACUUGGCCACUUCGGGUCGACCCGGCCCGGUUCUUAUUGAUGUCCCGAAAGAUAUUCAGCAGCAGCUUGUGGUGCCGGAUUGGGACCAACCCAUUGGAUUGGCCGGCUAUAAUUCUCGGUUACCAAAGCCUCCGAGCCAAACCCAGUUGGAACAAAUCAUAAGGUUGAUCUCCGAGUCGAAAAAACCAGUCUUGUAUGCCGGUGGUGGGUGUUUGAAUUCGAGCCCCGAGUUAACCCGGUUUGUUGAGUUGACUGGGAUCCCAGUGGCGAGUACUUUGAUGGGUCUCGGCGCGUUUCCUUUAUCAGACGACUUGUCGCUUCAAAUGCUUGGAAUGCACGGUACGGUUUAUGCGAAUUACGCUGUUGAUCAGUCUGAUUUGUUGCUUGCAUUUGGGGUCAGGUUUGAUGACCGUGUUACUGGAAAGAUUGAGGCUUUUGCGAGUCGGGCAAAGAUUGUUCAUAUUGAUAUUGAUUCAGCUGAGAUUGGGAAGAAUAAGCAGCCUCAUGUUUCGGUGUGUGCCGAUGUGAAAUUUGCAUUGGAGGGGAUGAAUAACUUGUUAGAAGCGAAAUCUAACAAGGAUAAGAUUGAUUUCUCGGCUUGGAGGGAUGAGUUGAAGGCAGUAAAGGAGAAGAAUCCCUUGGGUUUCAAGACUUUUGGUGAGUUGAUUCCGCCACAGUAUGCCAUUCAAGUGCUCGACGAAUUGACUGAUGGAAAUGCCAUUAUAAGUACUGGUGUUGGGCAGCAUCAAAUGUGGGCUGCUCAGUUUUAUAAGUAUAAGAGGCCACGCCAGUGGUUGACUUCCGGGGGUUUAGGCGCGAUGGGGUUUGGAUUGCCUGCUGCUGUUGGAGCUGCUGUGGCGAAUCCUGAUGCAGUUGUUGUGGACAUUGAUGGUGAUGGGAGUUUUAUUAUGAAUGUGCAGGAGUUGGCAACGAUUCGGGUGGAUAAUCUUCCUGUGAAAAUCAUGUUGUUGAAUAAUCAGCAUUUGGGUAUGGUGGUGCAAUGGGAGGAUAGGUUUUAUAAGGCUAAUAGGGCUCAUACUUAUCUUGGUGACCCUUCUAGGGAGAGUGAGAUUUUCCCUAAUAUGUUGAAGUUUGCUGAGGCUUGUGAUAUACCUGCAGCUCGUGUGACAAGGAAGGAAGAUGUAAGAGGGGCAAUUCAGAAGAUGUUGGAUACUCCUGGCCCGUACUUGUUAGAUGUGAUUGUACCACAUCAAGAACAUGUGCUUCCUAUGAUUCCAAGUGGUGGGGCAUUCAAAGAUAUGAUCACCGAAGGUGAUGGAAGAACUGCUUACUGAUUUGGUGGGGGCAAAGGUCACUUGCAUUUUAUGCUUUUGUAUGUAUGUGUUGUUUUAGCUUAUGUAGCUCAGGCUUGUGAUAAAGUUUGUGGCGAGUUUGUUAGUUGUUUCUUUAAGUAAGAAACUAUGUUGGUGUUUUGCUAUGAGAAAGUUUAAUAUAUAGUUCUUGAAUUAUUUGUUCGUUUA